This is a messenger RNA of Schistocerca gregaria, 2453 nucleotides long. RefSeq lists its product as uncharacterized. The coding region runs from base 370 to 1044 and encodes 224 amino acids. NCBI's taxonomy places the organism in Eukaryota, Metazoa, Arthropoda, Insecta, Orthoptera, Acrididae. Gene Ontology annotation, molecular function: Toll binding; growth factor activity. The transcript has 5 exons. The record is from RefSeq and is a predicted model, not a curated record. Gene Ontology annotation, cellular component: extracellular region. Gene Ontology annotation, biological process: innate immune response; regulation of Toll signaling pathway; central nervous system formation.
CGCGACUGCCCGCGUGUGAAGCACGCGCCACGCCGAGCCACGCACUCCGCCGAGCGCGGCGCGCGCGCGAUCUGUCCGAGUGGUGUCAGUGAGCGUUGUGGUGCCGAGUGCAUACAGUGCUUCCUCAGCUUUGCCCUCCUCCCAGUGCUGCGACUCCCGCGUGUGGCUCGCCCCGCCAGGCGCCGGUGCACCAUCCCCAGCAGCCGCCACUUCAGACGUCUUCGCAGGAGGUUUCCCGUCGACUCCCGGUCAGAAACGUUACCACGCCAGCUCAGCCGCCAGAAGAGACACCAGCAGGAUGCUGGCCGGCUAGCGGCGAGCGGCUGCGGCUGGCUGAGGCUGCGCAGCGCCCAGGCAGACGCGGCCACCAUGCGGCCCCGCGCGCUCGCCUCGCUCAUCGCGGUGGUGUCGCUGGCCGCCUGCCUGACGGCGCCGUCCCAGACCAGCGCGAUGCACUCCUCCAGGCCAGGCGGCGGUGGCGGCGGCCGGCGGUCGCAGCGCUCCAGGGACCACCACGCGCUGAGCGGUAGCGGUAGCGGCGGCGGCGGCGGCCCGGAGGCGGACGUGGGGGCGGGGUGGCGGUCGGGCGGCCGGCUGACGACGCGCCAGCUGCAGACGCUGGUGAGCGAGGCGAGCGCCAACGGCGCCGGCGCCGUCGAGUGCUGCCCGUCGCGCGUCGACAUGGUGGCGCCCGUCGGCGGCACCAACAAGGACGGCGACUACGUGGAGCUGUUCAACAGCGACGAGCACCAGCAGAGCUUCUUCGAGGUGUCGUGCGACGACAGCGUCGUCGACCGGCCGUGCAUGUUCGUCGACCACCGGCUGCAGAACCAGUCCAAGUGCGUGCAGAAGUACUCGUACUCGUACGCGCUGGUGCGGGAGCCGCAGCAGAGCGGCUGGCGGCUGGACUACGUCCGCGUGCGCAGCGGCUGCAGCUGCGAGAUCACGCCCCGCGCGCCGCCGCACGCCGGCCCGCACCCCCACCCCCGAGGCAAGGCGCGCCGCCGCGACAAGAGCAAGCGCAGGCAGCGCACGCCCGACUGACGCGCGCCGCCUCCCGCCACGCCGUUCAACGUUGUGCCCGUCUCGGCCGUACCGAGGUGCUGCCGUUUCGUAUGCGCCAUGACCGAGACUGCGCAGUCUGUCGCGGGUUGCGAUCGCAGUUAUCCUCAGUGACUCACUUCAGUGUCCUCGUUUACGCUGUGUUCUACCGCUAUUUCAGUGACUGAGAUAUUUAUACACCCACUAAUUUCACCCCCCCCCCCCCCCCCCCCCCUCGUCACACAUGCGUCGUUUCCAGUACUCUGCAUAUUCUCCGGCCAACUGUACCGCAAUUCUCUGCAAGUGCUCACAACCUGAGAAAAAUACAGUCCACGCUCCAGAGGCAAAGUAGGCUCUUUAACGCACCUCCUGCGGAAAUUUUAGUUCAUUAAACCCUCACCGAUAAACGUAUAGAUGCACGAACAUUAACACAAUAAGAUACUUAGUACUGUUUCAAAAUUUUAAACAAACGACAUCACCACGUCUGCUUUACUUUGAUCAGCUACCGUCCCGUUCAAAAUUAACCAGAGACACAUUACUUCAACGAAAAUUCGCUUACGUCCACAGCAGCAGUAUAAUCUGACACAUUCCCUUAUCUGGCAUAAAAGAAGUAGUGUUGUCGGUGUUUCGUUGCAGACUAUAUUGUUCGUUUCUCGUGUCUCUCACAACAUAACGAUCAAGCUAACAGACUGAACAUUUGCAUGGUUUCAACAUCGGAAAAUAAUGAUCGCUUCUUUCCGAUGGUGAAAAAAUCUAACCUAACCUCAUUUGCAAUCCAUUAUACGUGAAUUCCAAAGUGCUUCUACGAAAAGAAGUAUUUAACUUAAUAUACGACAUAACCUCACGAUGCAUUCCGCGUUGUGCAUUAACCCCAACAGACGUUCGCUAUUAGUUUUGUGUAAAUAGUGUCACUCUUCCUGAAUAACACGCUUGCUGCAGAAGUAUUAGGCACGCACUUUGAAAGAUAUGCGGCAGUAUUUCCGAGUUCUUCUCUGUUACCACUACGUGUGUACCGGCCAGGAAAAAAGUGUUUGCCCGCAUAUUGUGUUGUCGAUUUCAACGGACGCAAAGCAGCUUCGCCCCAUCGAUGCCUUUGGUUCAAUGUUACCUCUGCAUAAUUGUGAUGAACUGUGUGCACACAUCCCCAGAUCCUCUACAGGUUGCAGAUUCGCGAUCUGUGUCCAGCACGUGUGGAAGUGUUCGUAAUGCAGACAGGUUGUGACUUCAAGAAGGAAAGAUCUGUUACAGACGCGUGCUAAGCUCGCUACGGCCCAGACUCCAGAACAGUCGGCAGCGUCCUCCAGUAGUGUCUAAUGUCAAUGUAUCAUACUAUACUGCAUACACAGUCAAAGAGCGAUGCUGGCUAUACCAAAUGUGUACACAAGUGUCCUCAUAUUACUAUGUAAAUAAAA